GCGUCGCCACACCCUGCCCGUGUCCCCGCCCCGGACAGGGGCGCGCCCUUACUUGUCUGGCCAUUUCUUACGAGAGACUUGAGACCCCUGCACCUGACGGUCACUGCCCUGACUCAGCCCACCCCGAUCUGCACUCGGCUGAGGGUCACCCUCUACUUUCAGCCUACACAUUGGAUCCCUGUACAUAGAAUGGAGGGGGCAGAAGGCAACGCGGGGCAGCCCGGCCCUGCGGAGCGGUCCCACCGAAGUAGCGUCUCCUCGGUGGGUGCCCGAGCAGCUGAUGUACUGGUGUACCUGGCUGAUGACACAGUUGUACCCCUGGCCGUGGAGAACCUGUCCUCGAUCAGUGCCCAUGAGCUGCACCGUGCAGUCCGUGAAGUCCUGCAGCUCCCAGAUGUGGCCCUGGAGGCCUUUGCACUCUGGCUUGUGUCCCCUCUGCUGGAGGUACAGUUGAAACCUAAGCACCAGCCCUACAAACUGGGCCGCCAGUGGCCGGAGCUGCUGCUGCGCUUCACCGACGCCUCGGAUGAUGACGUAGCCAUGGAUGAGCCUUCCCUGCAGUUCCGAAGGAAUGUGUUUUUCCCAAAGCGCCGUGAGCUCCAGAUCCAUGACGAGGAGGUCUUGCGGCUGCUUUAUGAGGAAGCCAAGGGCAACGUGCUGACCGCUCGCUACCCUUGUGACUUGGAGGACUGUGAGGUGCUGGGAGCCCUCGUGUGCCGGGUGCAGCUUGGGCCCUACCAGCCUGGCCAACCUGCUGCCUGCGCUCUGAGAGAGAAGUUGGACUCCUUCCUCCCUGCCCACCUCUGCAAGCGAGGCCACGGCCUCUUUGCUGCCUUCCGGGGCCGUGGGGCCAAGACUGGGCCAGGAGAGCAGGGCCUGCUGAGGGCCUACCGCCAGGUAAAGGAAGUGACGGGCGACAACAGUGACCAUGAAGCCGCCUUGGGCUCCCACUAUCGUGCAUACAUCCUCAAGUGCCACGAGCUGCCCUUCUAUGGAUGCGCCUUCUUCCAUGGUGAGGUUGACAAGCCAGCCCAGGGCUUCUUACAUCGGGGUGGGCGCAAACCAGUGACGGUGGCCAUCAGUCUAGAAGGUGUGCAUGUCAUCGACAACAGGGAGAAGCAUGUGCUGCUGGGCCUGCGCUUUCAGGAGCUGUCCUGGGAUCACACAUCCCCUGAGGAGGAGGAGCCUGUCCUGUGGCUGGAGUUUGAUGGUGACAGUGAGGGCAUGCCUGUCAACAAGCUGCUGAGGAUCUACUCCAAGCAGGCUGAGCUGAUGAGCGGCCUCAUUGAGUACUGCAUUGAGCUGAGCCAGGCCGCCGAGCCUGCUCUCCCCCAGGAGAGCGCAGCCGGCCCUCACGAGGCUCCUGGCUCCUCUCCACCUGCCACCCAGCGCCCCAAGCUGCGAAGGCAGGGCAGCGUGGUGUGUAGCCGGAUUCAGCAUCUCUCCACCAUUGACUAUGUGGAAGACGGCAAGGGGAUCAAGCGGGUGAAACCAAAGCGAACCACUUCCUUCUUCAGCAGACAGCUCUCCUCCAGCCAGGGAAGCUACACUGUGGUGCAGCCCACUGACGACAGCCUGGAGCAGAGCUGAGGGAGGCCACAGCUGGCAGCAGGAGGACAUAUGGGUGCCCUAGACACGACCAAGCACAGUCCUGGGCAGGACCAAGCCAUACUAGUCUCAGGCUGUGGGCCUGGCCAGGGUGCUGUGCAGAGUCUGCUGGAGUUUCAGACUGUGCAAAAGUAGCAUCCAAGCCUUCCCUGAGCCCCACGUGGCCAGAGCUGAGCUGCAGCUCUUUGUACAGCCUGCCUCUUCCCUCAGCUCCGGGCCCAGUAGCUGACUGAGACCUAGCUGCCCCUCCUGCUCUUCCCCAAGUGGACUGCGUCUUCUCUCUGGAGGGACUGCUGGCGGUUCUAAUGGCAGGUGACUGAACUCAGAGCUUAGGGCCUGCAAGGUCAGUGUCUGCCUUGGUCCUGGGCCCUUGGUGACCUCUUGCAUUCCUCCUGCUGACAUUCCGCCUUGCCGCUCCGCCAGGCUGCCGCCUUUCCCCUAGGGUAUGUUGGAACUGGAGCAGCCCUCUGCAGGCCAGCCCUGAGUGAUGGCUGCCUUCUCCUUGGCCUUUACUGAUGUCUCUGUGCUGAAUGGUGGCUGUCCUAGGAACCGAAUCCACACUGCAUACAGGAAAAGCCCUUAAAUGUCUCUGGGCUGGAAUGGCUGUCCGGUACCAGCCAGUUCCCUUGUUUUCCUGUGUUCUGGGUCAAGGGUUAGAUUUGCCUUGUCUCCUCUGCUCGGAGCUGAUAAAGCCUGGGACCUGGCAGCUCGGAAUUGCACUGCACCGAGGGAUUCUGAGGCCAGCCACAGCGGUUCAAGCCUCCUCUUCUCUCCUGAGGUUGUUGUGAAGGAGGCCUCUCCCCAGCACUGCACCCCUGGCAGCCUUGACUGUGCCAGGGAGGGGUGCUGUCCAGGGUGGGGUGCUGUCCAAGGUGGGGUGCUGUCCGGGCUCUUAAGCCCUCAGUACUCCCUAGGAGUCCCAACCGGGCCCCAGAGACAUAGUAGCUUUGUCUUCGGGGUAGAAAGACACAGAAACACAAAUGCUUGCAUUUCUGUAACUGAAAGCAGUCAGCCUGCCCAGGGAGAAAGAAAAGGCUGGCUUACCCAUUGCAGUUUCUGUCACCUGCCAUUUGUAGUUAACCCUUUUGGAGUCAUGUGUGUUCCCUGAGCUACCAGCCCACUCUUGGUGACCUUUCGGUCAUCUUGACUGCUGUUGAUGGCUUCAGAUCAUUACGUGAGGGGCCCAGAUGUGUGUGCGUGGGUACACAAACUCUGCAUUUCCACUUGAGCCUUUGAGUUUAAUUACCACGUGUGCCUUAACCCUCUAGGACAGAGCACUGUUUUACUAAAUAAAUGUCUUGAGUGUU
Messenger RNA from Apodemus sylvaticus (European woodmouse), 2915 nucleotides. It is a transcript of the gene Frmd8, whose product is annotated as FERM domain containing 8. Bases 190 to 1590 code for a protein of 466 amino acids. NCBI's taxonomy places the organism in Eukaryota, Metazoa, Chordata, Mammalia, Rodentia, Muridae. Gene Ontology annotation, cellular component: plasma membrane; cytoskeleton. The transcript has 11 exons. Gene Ontology annotation, biological process: negative regulation of canonical Wnt signaling pathway. The record is from RefSeq and is a predicted model, not a curated record.